AUGUUUCUUUGUCUUCUCAGGACGUCGCCAGUAGAAGAAAAUAUGGGCAUCAUCAUCGGCUCAUUCUUUGUCCCACUUGCCAACCUUCUUCCCUUCCUUCACUACCACCUGAACAGUUCUGAGAUUCUCCCUCUUGAUUCGAUGGGACUCCCCGCUCUCUGGUCCACUCCUGCACCACCCUGCGCCCUGUACCCUGCACACCCAGCCCAACUUUGCCGGUAUCCACGGCCUUGGGUCGCUCCCAACAACCCUGCCCACCGCACAGAUGGAGGUCUUGUGCUGCACUGGCGGUCAGCCAGUGCGCCUCCCUUUACCAGGUCUCUGGAAACCCGGCCCACAGCAAAGCCCGGACUACUUGGCCGUCCAACCCGCACCGAGAACGGGUGCAGGUACCUACGUCGGCCUGUGUGCCGUGGAAUGUAUCAACUUACUCCCCCUCCUCAGUCCCAGGCCAGCAAUUAG
Messenger RNA from Penicillium macrosclerotiorum, 462 nucleotides. RefSeq lists its product as uncharacterized. Lineage: Eukaryota; Fungi; Ascomycota; Eurotiomycetes; Eurotiales; Aspergillaceae. Bases 1 to 462 code for a protein of 153 amino acids. The record is from RefSeq and is a predicted model, not a curated record. The transcript has a single exon.